AUGCCGUCUAGUUCGUCUUCUAGCGCUUCCCAGAUGAACAUCGCCCUUGCGGAGAACCGCUCGGCCUCUCUUCCCACGAUUCCCUUCCACGGGCCACUACGACCUGGCUUCACCAAAGGCAACAUCCAUGUGGUGCGCGAAGACCUUCGUCCGCCACGCUUCGCGGGCCAUGGCCUCUUGGCCCCGGCACCGGGUGUCAACGCACCCUCCUCCUUCCACGAGGCGCACUACACGGCAAGCGUGGCCAGGCUGAAGAAUCGCGGCUUUGGGGCGCCUUUUGCCACACUUCUGGAGCGUGAACGUCCGACCUUGGCCCACGCACCGCUACCUGAGGACCUCGCACAGUUUGCUGCGCAGGCGCCCCUCCCCCCUGUCGGGCGCCCCGGCUGUGCUCCACUGCCUACCACAGUGCUCGACGCAAGGGACUCCUACUCCUUCGCACGCGCGGUGCAGGGGCACAUGAAGAUGCUCAACUCUGGCUUGGCCAACCCCAUCACCCACCAGCUGCAGUGA
This is a messenger RNA of Symbiodinium natans, 513 nucleotides long. NCBI's taxonomy places the organism in Eukaryota, Dinophyceae, Suessiales, Symbiodiniaceae. The record is from the annotation of a GenBank genome assembly.